CCCCCACUUGUUUUAGUCGCUGCCCGCAAAAACCAUUCCUCCUCCUCAGACCUCAGUCUUCUCCUCCAUCGCUAUUCCAAAAGCUCAGAGCUUGAUUUGGCCGUCAAUGGCGGCCUCGGAGACCCCCAACGGAACGACCUUGAGGCACGCUUUUGGAAAUGUCCUCUCCUUCUUCAUCCUCAUCCUGAUCGGCGUCCUCGCAUUUUCGAUCCGGCUCUUCUCUGUUAUAAAGUACGAGAGUGUAAUUCACGAGUUUGAUCCGUACUUCAAUUACAGAGUCACUCAGUUUCUGACGAAGAAUGGUAUAUACGAUUUUUGGAACUGGUUUGAUGACCGAACCUGGUAUCCUCUUGGUCGUGUGAUUGGUGGAACUGUGUACCCUGGAUUGACCUUGACAGCAGGAUCCCUAUGGUGGUUUUUGAAUUCAUUGAACAUUCCUCUUUCCGUGGAAACUAUCUGUGUAUUUACUGCCCCUAUAUUCUCUGCUUUCACAUCGUGGGCAACAUACCUGCUGACUCGGGAAGUUAAGGGUGCUGGUGCUGGACUAACAGCUGCUGCUCUUAUAGCCAUGGUCCCGUCAUAUAUUUCUCGGUCAGUUGCUGGAAGCUAUGACAAUGAAGCUGUGGCUAUUUUUGCUUUGAUCUUCACUUUCUAUCUUUAUAUAAAGACUCUGAAUACAGGAUCCCUCUUCUAUGCAACUCUUAAUGCCAUAGCGUACUUUUACAUGGUUUGCUCUUGGGGAGGCUACACAUUUAUUAUUAACCUUAUUCCAAUGCAUGUGCUUCUUUGCAUUGCAACUGGCCGCUACUCCUCUCGUCUAUACAUUGCAUACGCUCCUCUUGUUGUUUUGGGAACGUUGUUAGCGGCUUUGGUGCCGGUGGUUGGAUUCAAUGCUGUCAUGACAUCAGAACAUUUUGCUUCCUUCUUGGUUUUUAUUAUUUUACAUGUGGUCGCUCUUGUCUACUAUAUCAAAGGGAUUCUCUCUCCGAAAAUGUUCAAAGUGGCUGUCACGCUUGUAGUAUCCAUUGGCCUGCUAGUAUGUUUAGCUGUGGUAGCAGUACUUGUAGCUCUGGUAGCUUCCAGCCCAACAAAGGGAUGGAGUGGACGAAGUCUAAGUCUACUUGAUCCAACUUAUGCGAGCAAGUACAUACCAAUUAUUGCUAGUGUUAGCGAGCACCAGCCUCCUACUUGGCCCUCUUACUUUAUGGACAUUAAUGUGUUGGCCUUCUUGGUUCCAGCUGGAAUUAUUGCAUGCUUUUCACCCUUAUCAGAUGCCAGCUCUUUUGUGAUCCUCUAUAUUGUAACAUCAGUAUAUUUCUCUGGAGUCAUGGUGCGACUUAUGCUAGUACUUGCUCCAGCAGCGUGCAUCAUGUCUGGGAUUGCUCUGUCUGAAGCUUUUGACGUUUUCACACGAUCAAUCAAGUUUCAGUUACCUGGUCUUCUAGUGCCUUCCCAAGUUGAUGCAGGGGAAACCAGUUCCGAGAACACUGUAUCCCAGAAUGAAGUGCCGAAAGCAGAUAAAAGUGCAGACACAUUAAAGGAGAGACCCUCGAGAAAGAACAGGAAGAAGGAAAAGGAAGCGGUUGAAAAGCCUUCCAUUAAAUCUCAAAUUGAAAAGAGGCUUCUGGUUUUACCAUUUGAGGGAUCUAUUCUUGCUAUAUUUCUACUUGUGUUGCUUGGAGCCUUCUAUGUGGUUCAUUGUGUCUGGGCAGCAGCAGAAGCUUAUUCAGCCCCGUCUAUUGUUCUAACUUCUCAUUCACAUGAUGGUCUUCAUGUUUUUGAUGAUUUUAGAGAGGCUUAUGCGUGGCUAAGCCACAACACUGAGGUGGAUGAUAAAGUUGCCUCUUGGUGGGAUUAUGGGUACCAAACUACUGCCAUGGCUAAUCGCACAGUCAUUGUUGACAAUAAUACAUGGAACAACACGCAUAUUGCAACCGUGGGUACUGCCAUGUCUUCACCAGAAAAGGCAGCUUGGGAAAUUUUCAACUCGUUGGAUGUAAAAUAUGUCCUCGUUGUUUUUGGAGGUCUUGUUGGCUACCCCAGUGAUGAUAUUAACAAGUUCUUGUGGAUGGUCCGAAUUGGAGGGGGCGUAUUCCCUCAUAUCAAGGAACCUGAUUACUUAAGGGAUGGCCAGUAUCGCAUUGACAAUCAAGCGACCCCCACUAUGCUAAAUUGUCUCAUGUACAAGCUCUCUUAUUACAGGUUUGUGGACACAGACGAAGGCUUUGAUAGGGUGAGGCAAACAGAAAUCGGAAAGAAACAUUUCAAACUUACUCAUUUUGAAGAGGUGUUCACAACUCACCAUUGGAUGGUUCGGUUAUACAAACUAAAACCGCCAAAGAACAGGAUCCGAGGAAAGACAAAGAAGUCAAAAUCGAAAUCGAGCUCAAUGAGUGGCACAAAGAAGAGCGGAAUGAAAAGGAAUCCUUGGCACUAAUCUGUGGUCACGUAUCUGUAAUCUCAUGACAUAUAUACAGAAACGCUGAGAGGGCCUCUGGAGAAAGUGAUUGAGAUCAGGCAUAGUUUUAGUUGAUCAUUUCUUACAAAACCCAAAUCGAUCAAAAGAUUUUGUAGCCACUUGUGAUAUGGAUCUUGACUUGUAUACUCGUUUUACAGCAUAAUCUUUUUAACAGAUUGUUUAGGCGAAAAA
Messenger RNA from Pyrus x bretschneideri (Chinese white pear), 2650 nucleotides. RefSeq names its product dolichyl-diphosphooligosaccharide--protein glycosyltransferase subunit STT3A-like. Gene Ontology annotation, cellular component: membrane. Gene Ontology annotation, molecular function: oligosaccharyl transferase activity. Lineage: Eukaryota; Viridiplantae; Streptophyta; Magnoliopsida; Rosales; Rosaceae. The record is from RefSeq and is a predicted model, not a curated record.